Messenger RNA from Nicotiana tabacum (common tobacco), 1321 nucleotides. Its product is annotated as cytochrome c oxidase assembly protein COX11, mitochondrial. The record is from RefSeq and is a predicted model, not a curated record. Lineage: Eukaryota; Viridiplantae; Streptophyta; Magnoliopsida; Solanales; Solanaceae. Gene Ontology annotation, cellular component: mitochondrial inner membrane. Gene Ontology annotation, molecular function: copper ion binding.
UGGGUCAGAAUUGGGAUUAAAUCAUGUAACCCGGCGGGUUGAAAUUCCACACAACCCAACAGGUUUAGUUUCUCAUUUACUGAUAUCUCAUAGAGAUCAAGCUCUUCUGACUUCCUCUAUCGGUUUCUCAAAGAGACCCAACGGAUUAAGAUGCUGUUGAAUGUAUUUUGAUUACGGGGUAGCUUCCAAUUUCUCGGAAGAUGUCACUUUCUAGGCUUUCUGGAAGACUCAAUCUUUUUCUUUCUUUAAACAGGACUCAUUAUUAUCCACUUUCCGCAUCCAGGGACUAUCUUGGAAUUGUAGUGUCAAAAGAUAGAAACCGUGGGCCAAUUGACAUCAGACAUGGACAACUCUUUGGUCUUGGAUGUCGAGGUUUCACAUCAAGGUGUGAGUUUAAAAGAUCUACACUUCAUAACUGUAAAGGGUUGCCUUUUUUAAGAGGGCAGAGUACAGUUAGGGCUUGGCCAAUGUUGAAUCUUCAUCAUCAUUAUGCAACUCAGGCUACUGCAACAGAGAAGAAAUCAAAGAAGAUGCUCUUUUACUUGACAGGUUUAGUUUUUGCGAUGGUGGGGGCUAGUUAUGCUGCAGUUCCUCUGUACAGGAGAUUCUGUCAAGCCACAGGAUAUGGAGGUACAGUUCAACGUCGGGAGAGUGUUGAAGAAAAGAUUGCACGGCAUGCGAAAGAUGGAAGAGUUACUUCCAGGGAGAUUGCUGUACAAUUUAAUGCUGAUGUAGCAGAUGGAAUGCCUUGGAAGUUUAUUCCGACACAGCGAGAGGUAAGAGUAAAACCGGGAGAGAGCGCUCUUGCCUUUUACACGGCUGAAAAUCGAAGCUCGACUCCUAUUACAGGCGUAUCAACAUACAAUGUUACCCCCAUGAAGGCUGCUGUGUAUUUCAAUAAAAUACAGUGUUUUUGCUUUGAGGAACAGAAAUUGCUUCCUGGGGAGCAGAUUGACAUGCCUGUUUUCUUUUACAUUGAUCCUGAGUUUGAAACCGACCCCAAAAUGGAUGGCAUCAACAAUAUAAUCCUAUCAUACACAUUUUUUAAGGUCUCUGACAAUUAAAGAAGCCGCUUCUCGCACGGUCACUGGAGAUGUAAUUUACUACAGGAAUAAGCUUCGUUUUGAUAGGUGACAAAGGAAAGAAUAGUGAUAACGUUAUUUCAGCUGCAGUUUGUGUUUUUAAUGAACCCAAGAAAAUCAUUUUACAUUCUAAUACAAUAAAUCUAAAAACACUGGAAAAUUUUGACUGGCUGCAGCAAUUGUAACCUUCUGUUUGCAGUGAUAUUUAUUAGCCUUUCUGUGGUGUCGGAUGAUAGAUC